Messenger RNA from Parnassius apollo (apollo), 747 nucleotides. Lineage: Eukaryota; Metazoa; Arthropoda; Insecta; Lepidoptera; Papilionidae. The record is from the annotation of a GenBank genome assembly.
AUGCCAAAUGCAACGUCAUCUCCAGUUCUAUCGAAAACUGGAUCUAGCCUGCUUAGAAUACGUACGCAGAUACGGCAGGCAAAAGCAGCGGAAGCUCAAGAAACUCUCAAAGCCACGUCUGAGGCUGAGGAAACAGGUGAAUCUGAUGUUGACAGUGGCGAGACCAAUAUCUCUCUCGACGCCUCCACAAGGUCGAUUGGUGGCAGCCAUAUGCUGCUAAAUGAGUUACCCAGACAUGCAAAUGAAAUCUUACAAAGAGCCAAAUCAGACUUAGAAAAGCCGGGCAACUUAAAGAAGGAAAUUCGCGAGAAUGUAGUUGCGGGUCUGCACACACUGUACGAAAUGAUCCUUAAGUUGUCUGACUCACGCAUGCUACACAUGCUCGAAUCCAGUAAGCAUAAUGCGAAUGUCUACAGAGAAUCAGAACGGCUCACCCAAAGACAUGCCCGAUUCAUGCAUGAAACUCUAGGUCAGUAUGCCACAUUGAAAGAGAGCAUAGAGAAGCUCCACAAGGAAACUGAGUCAACCAGACUUAUUGUCUCAUACGAUCUUUGUGAGGCAGUUUCAGCAACGAAGAGAGAAAUAACAAAUUUCAGAAACGAAAUAAAGCUUAGGCUCAAACUUGGCAAGUCAGAUGCAUAUUAUCUCGGAAGAGGUAAAGUUACUUCGAGACAAUAUGAGCUGCGAGAAAUAUUUCCGAAGCCAUCAGAAAAGACCUGUGUAAUGAACUGCACAAGAAUAACAUAA